GACCAAUCCAGACUCGCAACAGCAUUCAAUAAGAUGAACCGAUUUAUAACUUAGCAGUACCGACUACCGUCUCCCAAUUACUUCCAUAGUGACGGGCUGGGCCAACAGGCCCAUGUUGGUUGAGCUUGGCUUGGGCCGAAUAUAACAACGGAGCGUCUCGGUCAAAUCGUCGAUGCCUUUCUGUGGGAAGGAACAGCUCCGACGAGGGAUUCUGCUGCUGAUCUCCUCUCUCCGGGAUUCUUCCUCCGCCAAAUUUAGUCCCUCGGAAACUGUCGUCGCCGCCCUCUGAAGCCACCUCCCUCUCUCUCAAACCCGCCGGCACUUCCUUGAUAGCUGUGUGACUAAACAGGGUUUGGGUUGAUUGUGCAAAAUUCUAGCCAUAAUGCGGUUCAGAAGCUAAGGUGUUUUUCGGAGUAAUGGCUGGAGGAGGGCGUCAUCCGCCUAAGUUAGAUGGGCGUUCAUCUCUUCAAGCUCCCGGGAUGUUGAGACACGGUUCAUUACCGAAUGGUGUACGUGUGUUGGAUCCUUUGUCUCAUCCAGGUCGCUUGGAGAACAAAGUUGCGGCUCAGGCUGCUGAUAUCGCACAACUCACUAGUGAUAAUCAAAGAUUGGCAGCAGGGAAUCUAGCCUUGAAACAGGAUCUGGUCGCUGUCCAAAACGAGGCACAGCAACUCAAGGCACACAUCAGGAGCAUCCAGACAGAGAGCGAUAUUCAGAUUAGGGUUUUGUUGGACAAGAUUGGGAAAAGGGAGGCAGACAUUAGGGCUGCUGAAAAUGUGAAGGAAGAUCUUAAGCAGGCGCAUCACGAGGCACGGAACUUGGUCAGGGAUAGGAAGGAGCUGAUUAGCAAAAUUCAGCAGGCCUCCCAUGAAUUGAAAACUAUUCGUGGAGAGUUCAAGAGCUUUCCGGAUCCAGAAGCCGAGCUCGACGAUUUGAAGCAGGAGUACAAAAGACUAAGGGACACAUUUACGUACGAGAAAGGGUUCAACUUGGCCAAAGUGGAGGAGCUGAAAUCGGCAGAGAAGAACCUGAUUGAGAUGGCAAGCGAUGUGGAAAAGAUAUAUGCCGAAAUCUUGAAUGCCGAGAAGAGAGCCCGUGGUGGAGCUCCAUCCGCUGCUAACUAUGGACUAGGUAAUGGUACGUAUGUCGAUUCAUAUAGAAGGCCUCUCGUUCAUCCGAGUAUCGGGGCAGCUGGUGACCAGAUGAUGAAGUCGUACAGGAGUGGCAAUGACGUAGGUGGAAGUAGUGGCGCUGGCCACCAUGAUCAAUAACAGAGAGAGAGAGAGAGAGCAAUUUGCAAGUAGAAGGUGGAGAACUGCACUUUCUGGAGGAAAGAAGGAAUGAUUUUUGUUUAAUUGGGUGUCUCACACUACCCUUUAUGCUCCCUGUGUUGUGUAGAUAAUAGAUUAAUUAGGUGAAUUUAGAAUCUCCUCCUGGCUGAUUAAUGUAUGCAGAAAGAAUGCAAGUUGAUCUCUCGAAAAUGUUAUCAAGCAGGAGUGGUUUUACUGACAUUAGAUUGUUGUAAUGUUUAUCUUUUUUGCUCAUACUGUUGUUCAUUUGCUACUUCGUGCCAGAUUAAUCUAUGCAGAAAGUAUGCCUAUU
This is a messenger RNA of Linum tenue, 1602 nucleotides long. The record is from the annotation of a GenBank genome assembly. Lineage: Eukaryota; Viridiplantae; Streptophyta; Magnoliopsida; Malpighiales; Linaceae.